AACCUAUUUCUGUCUGAGCAGCUGCAGAUCUGUCCGUUUCCUCCAAUGUGUUUGAAUGCAGAUUAAUCCAUAGGAUGCCCUUUAGACGAACGGAGGGAUUCUAAACUGACUAAAUUGGAGUUUGCUUACCAAGGCAGCUGAGAUCAAAGUCUGUGUGAUUUAAAGUGGAGGAAAAUAGUGAACGGUCAUCAUGGCAGAAAACAACUUCCCUCCGCUGCCUCGAUUCAUCCCCCUCAAGCCAUGUUUUUACCAAGACUUCAGUGAGAUCCCAGACCAGCAUCGCACUAUGUGCAAGAGGCUCUACUACCUCUGGAUCUUGAAUAGCGCCACACUGGCUGUGAAUCUGAUUGGCUGUCUGGCGUGGAUGUGUGGAGGUGGUGGAGCGACCAACUUCGGCAUGGCCAUCCUGUGGCUCAUCCUCUUCACCCCCUGCUCCUACGUGUGUUGGUUCAGGCCCAUCUACAAGGCCUUCAAGACCGACAGCUCUUUCAACUUCAUGGCUUUCUUCUUCGUCUUUAUGGCGCAGGUGGUGAUCAGUAUAAUCCAGACUGUUGGCAUCCCAGGCUGGGGAGUGUGUGGCUGGCUGGCGACCAUCACCUUCUUCAGCACCAACAUUGGAUCAGCCGUGGUCAUGCUGAUUCCCACCAUCAUGUUUACUGCGGUAGCUGUACUCUCCUUCAUCGCCCUCACAAAGGUUCAUAACCUCUACCGUGGCAGUGGUGGCAGCAUGGGUAAGGCCCAGGAGGAGUGGGUCAGCGGGGCUUGGAAGAACCCCCACGUCCAGGAGGCGGCUCAGCAGGCGGCCAUGGGAGCGGCGCAGGGAGCGGCGCAGGGAGCCGGGCAGCAGAACCAGUACUCAGCAGCUCCCACCUACAACUACGACGAACCAAUGUAGGGCAGAGGAGGGGGCCAGGCUGCCGAGUGGGAGAGAUAAAAAGGGAUCAAUUAAGAACACAAUUCUGAAUUAGGUGCCCUUCAUUAUAACA
Molecule: messenger RNA, 986 nt
Organism: Cyclopterus lumpus (lumpfish)
Lineage: Eukaryota; Metazoa; Chordata; Actinopteri; Perciformes; Cyclopteridae
Gene: scamp5a
Product: secretory carrier membrane protein 5a
Exons: 7
Coding region: 191-895 (234 amino acids)
Biological process (GO): protein transport
Cellular component (GO): recycling endosome membrane; trans-Golgi network membrane
Source: RefSeq, a predicted model, not a curated record